Cottoperca gobio is the source of this 4298-nucleotide messenger RNA. RefSeq names its product v-myb avian myeloblastosis viral oncogene homolog-like 2a (gene mybl2a). NCBI's taxonomy places the organism in Eukaryota, Metazoa, Chordata, Actinopteri, Perciformes, Bovichtidae. Gene Ontology annotation, cellular component: nucleus. Gene Ontology annotation, biological process: regulation of DNA-templated transcription. Gene Ontology annotation, molecular function: RNA polymerase II cis-regulatory region sequence-specific DNA binding; protein dimerization activity; DNA-binding transcription factor activity, RNA polymerase II-specific. The record is from RefSeq and is a predicted model, not a curated record. The transcript is spliced from 13 exons. Bases 240 to 2963 code for a protein of 907 amino acids.
UUUCCGGGGAGUGCGUGUCGCCGUGUUGUUCUUGAACACAUCCCCUGGUUAUCAGUCCGGACUCCCGGGUAAAUUUCUACUGAUACAGCGCCACGAGUUCUUUAUCUGUUUCUGUAUUUUAAUAACUAACACACAUUACACCAAGCAUGUGUUAUUCGAGCUUUCAUUCAUCCCCAUGUUAAACUAUUACUUAUACUAUUAAGCAGCAGUUGUGAGCUGCGAGCAAAGACGGAGGAGGGAUGUCGCGCGGUGAGCUGGAAAAGCUGGACCCGGCGGUUUUCCAGAAGCAGUUGCACAAUCUGAAAUUUAGCAUGGAAGAAGAGGGGGAUAGUAAUAUGUGUGUUGACACUGACUCAGACGCAGGAGACAAGAAGGAUGGUUCCAAGUGUAAAGUCAAAUGGACUCAGGAAGAGGAUGAAAAUCUCAAAAUCCUGAUCAGCAACUUUGGGAAAAAAGAUUGGAAAACCAUUGCCAGUUUUUUACCUGGGCGGACAGAAUUCCAGUGUAUGCACCGCUGGAAAAAGCACCUGGAUCCUGAUUUAGUCAAAGGCUUCUGGUCCAGACAGGAAGAUGAAACGAUAGUAGAGCUGGUGGGCAAGUACGGCAACAAACACUGGUCUUUGAUUGCCAGGCACCUGAAGGGACGGGUGGGGAAACAGUGUCGUGAGCGCUGGCACAAUCACCUCGACCCACUGAUCAAAAAGAGCUCCUGGACAAAUGAAGAAGACCUCAUCGUCUACAAAGCCCACACCAUUAUGGGAAACCGGUGGGCUGAGAUUGCCAAGCUGCUCCCUGGAAGGACAGACAAUUCUGUGAAAAAUCACUGGAACUCCACCAUUAAACGUAAAGCAGAGUUGGGCUUGUACAAAGACGACGCUGACACCAUUUCCCUUGAUAUUCAACAGUUUGUGGAAGGAGAGGUGGACUUCAAAUGCGACGUUGUAUUAGACACUGAACCAGUAACUCCUAAAGUGGUCAGGCUAGAGAAAGAAAAGAAGCAGGAGUGUCAGAAGAAAGUCAAGCAGAAGACGCCCAUUCUGUUUCCACAGACUUUAGCAUCCAUGAGUCCCUCCUUGCUCCGCAGUUCGAGUUCGAGUUCAAGUUCCAGUCCCAGCUCUAGCUCAGGCGCUGCACCAGCAGCCGUGCCGGUGGACCAGAAAAAGUUUGCCAAUGCAGCACUAAGGAUGAUCGCAGAAGACAUGCUGCCACUCAGUUUUGUUGAAGGCGCAGGCUUCAGGUCAUUCAUUAGUACCAUCAGUCCUGAAUGCAACAAGCUAUCCCAGCGUGUCAUGGGGCUACAGCUCUAUGAUGAAGUGGAGAGAACCAUCAAGCCUCAGCUCAUCCGUGACCUUAAAGCCUGCCUUGCCAAAACCAAAGAUGGUGAGAGUGCCAUUCAUAUCACCUUUGACCUCUGGGCAGGGGAUCAAUCCCAUCCAGUGGAGGAGCCCAUUGUAGUCGUGCAGCUCCAUUUUGUCAGUGAUUCCUGGCAGAUCCGACGUCCCAUUGUGGCCUUCCGCCACCUUAGCCACAAAAACCUCAGCACCGCUGUGGCCAAGGAGCUUGAAGGUGUGCUGCUGAGCUACGGCAUCUUUCCACAUAGCAUCGGCUACGUCCUUGUCAACCAGGCCAAAGAAUCCCUGUCUGGGAACAACUUGUUCUGCGACUACAAGAUCAUGUGCUCAUCCACCAGGGGAGAACCAGAUGGAGAUGAGAUGGUGGAAUUUUUGUCAGACCAGAUGCCUGAAACGGAGUCCCCCUUUUCAGAGCUACAGGUGGGGACCAGGACCACCUGUGUGGCCCACGCAUUGCAGCUUGUGAUUAAGGAGGCACUGAAGAACUCCAGGGUUGUGGAAAACCUGCUCUCACAGGUCCACAACGUGGUGGCUUUUUUUAGGGGCAGCGCCUACUGGAGCGAGGUCUUGUUGAAGGAGUGCAACGUGUCCCUGUGCCCUUCCUCCAGUAACUGUCGCUGGAACUCUAUGAUGCUAUCUUUACGCCGUAUGGUGCAGGAGUCAACCUGGAGCGCCAUCAUGACUCUCCUAGCUCAGGCUCGCAUAGAGGCCAACGACACAGCUAGCGUCCCGCCUCUGGUCAUGGCUAAGAGAGAGCAAGUGAUUGACAUCCUGGGUCUCCUUGAGCCCUUUGAGGAGGCCUUGCAGGUCCUGCAAGGAAAUGGAGUGACCAUCUCUUUCAUCACACCGUCCCUCAUUGGCCUUGAUAAGAUCCUGGAGAGCCUUGUCACCAACUACACCCACUUCAACAAGGCCCUGCGGACAGGCCUCCACACACAUUUCCAGUCCCUGAUUCACCAGAAGGACAUGAUACUAGCUGCUGUGCUCGACCCCAGGAUCAAACUGCAGCCGUUUUCUGAAGCCAAACUGGAGGACCAGACAGGUUUCCUUAUGCCGCCGUCAAAGUAUCAAGCUCGCACCAUCGUGGAAGCCACAUUAGAAAGCAUGGGGGCCUCAGCAUCUCCCUCUGUGGAAGCAGAUAAAGACGGGACAAGCAACGAGUUGAAAAAGAAGCAGGAUGACGAAGGGAAGAGCCAAGACAACACAGUGAUGGAGGUUUCUGGUGACAGCUCAGAUGACAACAACUGCGACGGAGUCGGCGGGAACGACCUCAAGCGCAAGUCGAUCUUUAACUUCCUCCAGCCUCCGGCAAAGACCAUGAAGACGGCAGAGCUUGAUUUGUACCUGUCAGAGCCACUGUGGGAAAGCAACUCCAGUGUGUUGUACUGGAAAUCUACAACUCGGUUCCCUCUGCUCCAGGGCAUCGUCAAGAAGCUGCUGGCAGUGCCGGCCACCUCGGGGGGCUUCGACCGGCUGUGUCCGAUGGCAGCGUGUAUUGUAAGAGCCAAGAGGAACCGCCUGCCACCUCACACCACGGAGAGACUGCUUCUAUACAAAAACUCUUUAAAGACAAAAACUGCUAAAAAGCCCAGUGGGGUCGCUAAACACUGAUGGGUUAUGUGACAAUUUGUUCUGGUUUUUCUGGCCUCCACACUUGCUUCUCCAUAUUCCAUAAUAUUCUUCCACACUGAAUUGACACCAUUCCUCUGAAUUCAAUUUCUAUAAACAUUAGAGUAAACUAACUGACUUUAGCAUCAUUUGAACCUCGCCGUUUGAGUCAACAGCAACAAAAUAUAUUAAAAGUAUAUUAAAAUAGAGGGCAGUCUACUCGGAAUAUCUCUUUUGUUGAAAUGAUGAAACACAACAGCAACCAGCAGGCUACCAUCACAGAGCACUAACUAUUUAUUUGCUAGUGGGUUGAGGGUGGAAGACAUCUUCUCUUUGACCUUCAGCAGGUGAACUGCAUUCCAAAAACAAUAUAGAUUUGUUAUAUUGAGCAUAAUUCAACACUGUAUAAAUGUAAUCCAAAUUAUGAAUUAAGAUGUCUUUAGAGCAUGCAUUUUCUGAAGCCGUUGUGCUGCUGCUAACUUCUCGCAGACAAAGGAGAGCAUUAAGCAUCUGUGGUCAAAGUCCUUAUGUGUAGGAUUUGAAAUUGUCUGACUUAAGACUCCUUUCAAAAGACAGCAGACAGCAACGUACACCUUUACCUUUUAUGCCACUGAAAUAAUUUUAAAAGAUGCUACAAUCAAACCAGCAAUAAGUGCUACACAUCACAGCUUUACCAUCCGCCUGUGUUACUGUUUAUGCAGAUAUGUUAUAUUUAUUAUUGCAUCUUUGGUAGGUAAAUCAGUGUGCAUGGCUAUUCAGGACCUAAAGCAAAAUGUUUAAGUGACAAAUAUGUUCUGGUAAAAAAAAUGCACUAUAUAUUUUUGCAAUACUUUUCUUUUCCCGCCUUGUAAUUUAUUUGUUUUGUAUGCUGUACAGCAAGUGCAGAUACUGUGUUUUGGGUCACUUGGCAGUAAAUUGAAUGAGAGACUGCAUCUUUUCAGCUGUUUGUAAAAGCCAUGUUUAUUUACUUAGUAUUUUACAUUUGUUUAUAUUUUUCAGUUAUUUUUCAGCAAUGCUUGAAAGUUGCCACAAUGAAAUGUCUCAAGAGUCUUGAUCAACUGUUUUUGCUGUUAACUGAAUUGAAACGUCUGAUGGGGAUUGAUGGGAAAGGUAUUUCUGCAUCUUGCGUUGACAUUAUUAGACGGGUAGGCUUUUUAACAAACUAAAGUUCACAUUGAAUGACAGCUAACUGAUUUUAUUGCAGUGAUGAUUUUUUUAUAUAGCGGUAAUAAUAAACACCAGUGUGAUCUUGAAUCCGUUGAACUCUUGUGUCUCCACAUGGAAAAGUCCAUUAACUUGUAAGAAAGAAUAAAGCUAUUUUCUCUACAGUUUCCUGUA